AUGACUCCCUCCCCGAAGCGCACGGUGCUCAUCACGGGCUGUUCCGCGGGCGGCAUCGGCGACUACCUCGCGCAGGCCUUCCACGCCCGGGGCGACUGCCGGGUCUUUGCGACGGCGCGGAACCCGUCCAAGAUGUCGCACCUCGCCGCGCUGGGCAUCGAGACGCUGGCGCUCGACGUGACGUCCGCCGAGUCGAUUGCCAGCUGCGUGGGCAAGGUCGCGGCCGAGACGAACGGGCGAGGGCUGGACGUGCUUGUCAACAACGCGGGCAACGGAUCCCCAGGCCCCCUGAUGGAGACGGAUAUGGAAGCCGCACGACACGUCAUGGAGCUCAACUUCUGGGCCGUGCUCGAGACGACGCGCGGAUUCCUGCCGCUGCUGAUCAAGAGCGGGCGCGGCGUCAUUGUCAAUAACACGUCUGCCGGUUCUAGCAUCCUGCUGCUCUGGGCGGGCGUGUACAGCCUCGCUAAGGCCGCCACCGCCAUGAUGUGCGAGGUGCUGCGGCUCGAGCUCGAGCCGCUCGGGGUGCAGGUCGUCGACAUCAAGACGGGCGGCGUCAAGACCAACUUCCACAGCAACCAGCUCGGCGACAGCCGGGAUCCGACGCUGGUGCCCGGGAGCCUGUACGAGACGGCGAGGAAGGAGAUCGAGGCGCACAUGGGCGGAAAGGAGCUGCGUGAGGGCGCGGUCGAGGUGGACGUCUAUGCGACCAAGGUGGUGGCCGACCUGCUCGGCGGCAAGCGGGCGCCGAGGUUCGUGUGGCAGGGUGCGGGGAGCCGCCUCUUGUGGAUGAGCCUGACCUUUUUCCCGAGCUCGGUCAUGGAUAUGUUGGUCCGGCAGGUCAGCAAGCUGGACGUGAUUGAGAAGGUGAUGAAGGAUGCCAGGCGUGUCGGGGGGAAGCCUUGA
This is a messenger RNA of Microdochium trichocladiopsis, 906 nucleotides long. RefSeq names its product short chain dehydrogenase. Gene Ontology annotation, molecular function: acylglycerone-phosphate reductase (NADP+) activity; triacylglycerol lipase activity. Gene Ontology annotation, cellular component: lipid droplet; endoplasmic reticulum. The transcript has a single exon. Gene Ontology annotation, biological process: triglyceride catabolic process; phosphatidic acid biosynthetic process. The record is from RefSeq and is a predicted model, not a curated record. The coding region runs from base 1 to 906 and encodes 301 amino acids. Lineage: Eukaryota; Fungi; Ascomycota; Sordariomycetes; Xylariales; Microdochiaceae.